This is a messenger RNA of Sesamum indicum (sesame), 1213 nucleotides long. Its product is annotated as tubulin folding cofactor B. Gene Ontology annotation, cellular component: microtubule plus-end; cytoplasm; nucleus. Gene Ontology annotation, biological process: post-chaperonin tubulin folding pathway; tubulin complex assembly; cytoplasmic microtubule organization. The record is from RefSeq and is a predicted model, not a curated record. NCBI's taxonomy places the organism in Eukaryota, Viridiplantae, Streptophyta, Magnoliopsida, Lamiales, Pedaliaceae. Gene Ontology annotation, molecular function: microtubule plus-end binding; alpha-tubulin binding.
AAUCCAAACUGAAUUAAUUGUCUAGGGCUGGAGCUCAAAGUACUGUAGUUUAUAAUUUGUUAUCUUUCCUUAAGAUUCCGGCGAUGGUGCUAUAAACUUUCCCAAAUUCAAACCCUAGGGAUCUGGAGAAUCAAAUCGGCAACUUACAAUUCGAACAACAACAAUAAACUAUGGCCAAUAAGUUACAGAUUCAAGGGAAUGAAUCCGUUCUUUUACGUGUCACUCACUCCAACAUCAAGAGCUUUUCUGCUGAUGUUCGGUUCUCUCUACAAAUGACAGUAGAAGCUGUGAAAGAGAAACUCUGGAGAAAGUGUGGCACUUCUGUUGACUCUAUGUGCCUUGAGCUUUACGAUGAUAGUGGUGCUAAAGUUUCAGAUCUAUCUGAUAACACGAGGCCCCUUGGUUUCUAUUCUCCGCAAGAUGGUUUUCGGCUGCAUAUCAUUGAUCUUGAUCCAUCAUCAGUAACAUCUGGUGGUUGGCUGGAAGAUACAUCCCUUGUGGAGAAAUAUAAAAUCUCAGAUGAAGCAUAUGACAAACUUGAUGGUACUUUCAGAAAGUUUAAGGAAAAAAUUGGACAUCAACAUCCAAAUCCAGAGUCUAAAUUUCUUUCUUACAAACAGAUUCCAGACAACUACAUGGAGGAUCUUUGUGCAAACAUAAAGGUGGGAGAUAGAUGUCAAGUUGAACCAGGGGAGAAAAGAGGGGUUGUCAAAUUUGUAGGUCGGGCAGAAACUCUUGCACCUGGUUUUUGGGUUGGCAUUCAGUAUGAUGAACCUCUGGGAAAGCACGAUGGCAUGGUAAAAGGGAAGCGAUAUUUUGAUUGUCCCCCUCUUUGUGGUGGAAUGGUCAGACCAGAUAAAGUAAAGGUUGGCGACUUUCCAGAACGAGAUCCUUUUGAGGAAGACGAAAUAUGAGUUGCGCUUAGGUCACAUCCAGCAUCUAUGAGAGUAAAAUUGUAGAACAUUCAUAUUCGUAUUUUUGGGAAAUAUACUAACAUGGAAUGUAACAUAUUUAGAGCUUCCUGGAGCUAAGCCUGAUUAACUCCUUUCUGUGGGAAAAUUCUAGAGUACUACUUAUGACUAUACCAAUAUGGUUGCAGCCUAUCUGAUAGUCAAUCUAUUAAGAACUCACUCACUUUGAACGAUGAGCAACAGAUGAAAUGUGCCACUCAUAUUUGGUUGAUGAUUAUUUUGAUUGUACAUGUUAUGUUUUA